CCGCUGAGCUCACAGUAAAGAUGACUCGAUCCUGGCGCCUCUCGUACAUGGAGACGAAAAAUUUCGAAGACGACAAAGAUUGUUAGCCGCGCACAUCCGCCAACUGAAGCUCCGGGUCAACUACCAAUAGCUGAUAAAUGUCGACAAAAAUCGUUGGCUGCGACUGGUGCAAGAACCAGAAUCAUCUGAUCCAUGCAUGCCUCUUCCAACUUGGAACCUAUGGCGAGAUACUGGGCUGCAUUCCGAAGAUCCUUAGGAUUCAUCUCGCUACGAAUCACAGAAUUAUAGUUCAGAGCUGUUCUGAGGCAGUCAAUUCGUUCGAUUCCACGAGCAUGCCCACGGCUACCAGCCAAGAUACAAUCGUUGUCGUAACCGCCGGCCCACCACCUAUAUCCAACCUUCGGAUGUCCACCCCUGAGCCCAAUCCACCCGAUGAACGGCCGUGGAUUGAACAGCGUCCUGCGAUUCCCGUACCAAAGAGCCCACUUCCAACGUUGACGGAUCUACCGGUAGUUAACAAAAAGAGGGAAGGGAUUGGUGCGACGACGAACAGAGCGAGGGGGUGACGAAAAAUGUAGUCGAUGAUGAAACUUUGCCGAACUUUCGCAACCAGAUGGAAUCAUACGACCUAGCCACAGUUUUGGAUCAGAGGCAGCUGUAGAUUCGCAAGUUUCCGAUGAUCCUCGCCAACAAACCGGUUAAUGAAGUA
Guyanagaster necrorhizus is the source of this 709-nucleotide messenger RNA. RefSeq lists its product as uncharacterized. The transcript has 3 exons. The coding region runs from base 138 to 566 and encodes 142 amino acids. The record is from RefSeq and is a predicted model, not a curated record. Lineage: Eukaryota; Fungi; Basidiomycota; Agaricomycetes; Agaricales; Physalacriaceae.